Messenger RNA from Penicillium robsamsonii, 981 nucleotides. RefSeq names its product Clavaminate synthase-like protein. Bases 1 to 981 code for a protein of 326 amino acids. Gene Ontology annotation, molecular function: dioxygenase activity. The record is from RefSeq and is a predicted model, not a curated record. NCBI's taxonomy places the organism in Eukaryota, Fungi, Ascomycota, Eurotiomycetes, Eurotiales, Aspergillaceae. The transcript is spliced from 3 exons.
AUGCCUCGAGUCUCGUACAAAGGACUUCUCAAUGCUACUGAGCAAGACCUCCAGUCAUUGACCAAAGCCGCCCUUGUGGAUGGGUACUUUGAUCUGGAUCUUGACUGUCCUGAGGCUGUGAGCCUGCGACAAGAUGUUCGUUAUCUCGAGUCUUUCUCGGAAAUGAUUUUCGAUGUUCCCACGCCGCUGAAGGAGCGCUAUGACUUCAAGACGCUGGGGCGAUUUCGGACCACGGGAUUCAAGUCCCUGGGCGUCGAAGAGGGCGCGCAUGCCGGCCAGCCCGACGGAUUUGAGAUGUUCAUGUUGCCCCAAAAUGAGCUCCUGUUGCCUAGCUAUCAGCCCGCACUACAGUCCCCAGACCUAGUCUUCUCCAACCGCGAACCCCUCACACGCUGCAUGAAGCGGUACGAGGAGGCCGCCCAGCUGAUCCUCCGCCGUGUGGGCGAGGUUUUGGGGCUGGGAAAUGCGCUGUUGGCUGCCCACCAGCCGGACGCGCCCUCGGUCACAAACCUAGGCUUCCUCAAAUAUCCGCCACAACCCACUGGAUCCCGCAACUUUGGACACAUUGCGCACACCGACGUGGGCACCCUGACUAUUCUCUCCGCCACAGCUCGGGGACUCCAGAUCAUGGAUGUUGAAAAGCAAGACUGGGUCUUCGUGGAGCCAAAUUCACAGCAACUCUUCGUGCAGUUCGGCGACUGUCUGAAAUUCCUUUCCCAAGGACGCUGCAUCCCUUCUAUCCACCGCGUCGUUCCUUGUCACACCGAGCAGGCCACCAAAUACACUCUAGCUUAUUUUGUGCGACCAAAUGAGAAGGCUAUCAUUACCAGCGAUGAUGGGACAGUUUGGGCGUAUGAGGAUUACCACUGUCGGAAGUUUGACGCCUUUGCGCGCCCGCUCACGCAUGUCCGACCUGAGGGCGAGCAAGAGAUGAUUUCCAUUCGCCAGCUCAAUUUGGCUACCCGUGUAGGAGCUGCAUGA